This is a messenger RNA of Schistosoma bovis, 1517 nucleotides long. Lineage: Eukaryota; Metazoa; Platyhelminthes; Trematoda; Strigeidida; Schistosomatidae. The record is from the annotation of a GenBank genome assembly.
UGGGGAAAUACACUUACACAUUUAAAUAUUAUUUCUAAUUAGAUUUUGAACAAAAAAAAGCACAAAUUUCUUUAAUUCACAUAAUAGUAAUUCAAUUGUAAUCAUCAAGGUUGGUUUCCAAUCUUUAAUUAACAAAUCAUGUCAUAUAUUUGUGUGCUUCGUUGUAUCCUGGUUCUGGUAAAUAUUAUCAUUGGACUUAUCGCUGGAGCCAUAACGGUGGUUGGUGGAAUAUACAUUUGGGGAGAAAAAUCUUUGCAUAAUACUCUACAUACAUUUAUAGUAGAUGGAAUUAGUGCUUUAACGAUUAAAAAAGGAAUUACAAAGUUAUUUUUCAAUGUAUUCGAAGAGAUUCAACCUUUAGGAGUUUACAUUUUUGUUUUUGGCCUGAUCAUCUUCAUUAUUUGUCUGCUUGGUAUAAUUGGAACAUGUUUUAAAUCUAGAUUGAUAAUUUAUACUUAUCUAACAUUGCAUUUGUUAGUUCUUAUCCCUGAAAUUGUUAUCAUUAUUGUGUAUUUCUGUCGACCAGAUAUAGUAACCACAUUUAGUCGAAAUAUAUUCAAUUCAAGUAUUCAACGUUACAUCGGUUAUGAUUCACCUGAUAUACACAGUUAUGCUUUAAACCACAUCAUGAUACAGUUACAAUGCUGUGGUAUUAACAAUGGAAGUGAUUUCGUUCAUGUGAAAAUGACUAAACCAAACAUAAUGUAUAAAGGUGAACCGUAUGAAUUUCAAUAUCCAAUCAGCUGUUGUAAAAUGGAUAGAAAUCAAGAAAUAACUAAUAAUGGUUGUCCUGAUCAAUUUACUUUGGAAAACAGUAAUAUACAUGUUGGAUGUUGGCCAAAGAUAGAAAGCAAUAUCAUAAUGUAUGGUAACACAGCAGCUUAUAUAUUAUGUGGAGUGGUAGGAUUUCAAAUUUUAUUCAUUCUCUUUGCACUGACUAUUACACGUACAGGGGGAAAAAUCAAACCAAUUUAAAUUAUACUAAUUCAUUGGCGCAUAAUUUCAUGAAGAUAUCAGCUAAAUCAUAUACAGGAACUGGUCUUCAUUUGUAACUGAAUAAUCAUUUUUGUAUUUUAGAGCCUGUUUACCAUAGUAAUAUCAGUUAUUUGUUAUGCAUUGACUAGUAGGAACCAAAGCUUGUACUGCAAAAUUUUAUACAGAACUUACUAUUCUUAAUCAAAUUAUUGUGAAAAUAUAUUAUCUGACCGUGUUCACAAUUCAUAGUUAUUCAUCUUUUUUUAAAAUUACAUAAUUGAACAUGAAAAAUGGACCAUUUUAUUUUAAUGCAAAUUAUUUCCUACUUAAAUAAGUUAUCAGUAGGCUGUUGUUUUAUUUUAAAAAAUUAACUGCAAUCCAGGUUUUUGUGUUGUUUUACUUAAUAAUGGAUUUUUUUGUUUGAAUGAUAAUUUUAUUCAUAAUAUUCCAGUUUUCAAAGGUUUUAUGAAACUAAUGGUUUCUCAGAAUUGUUAUUUAUGUAUACCUAAAUAUAAUCACAAAGAUUGUAUUGAAUCUCAGUA